Messenger RNA from Biomphalaria glabrata, 893 nucleotides. RefSeq lists its product as uncharacterized. The transcript has 6 exons. The coding region runs from base 193 to 564 and encodes 123 amino acids. The record is from RefSeq and is a predicted model, not a curated record. Lineage: Eukaryota; Metazoa; Mollusca; Gastropoda; Planorbidae.
ACAAAUUGCAGAUACGUCUCUAUAUAAGUCUUAUGUGAACGUCUACUGAUUCCUCAUUUUUAUUAUUUUCUACUAUAAACGAAAGAGGUUAAACAAUUCGAGUCUUCAGUGUGUUAACACGUAUCGUGUAUGAUCCAGACAUAAAACAUAAGAUUACCAAAAAGAGAAAUAACAGAAGCCAUAUUGUCAAACAUGGAUACUAAAACACUUUUUGUGAUGGUGCUUUUUGUAGUCUCGGCCAACGCAGACUGCUACACGUCUUGUUAUAACACCUAUGUUCAAAGUAUCGCGUCACACAUUACAUCUCAGACACUCAUCUGCAACGAUAUAGAGACGUUUGUGCAUUGUCUGUUUGGCUCUGGCUGUAAUGGUGGAUCCGUGUCUGAAAAGCAAAUACUUGAUCUGAUGAACCAGUACUUAAAUUUGUAUGGUUUCUCUUGUUCUUUUUCAACAACGGAUCUGUACUAUAAAUACAGGAACAGCAGCUCAACUGUCUCAACGAUCUGUGUACCAAUUCUGCUGUUGAUAUCUGCCUGCCUGAUUAAACUUAAACAAUUGUUUUAGAAUAGAAACAAUUCAUCUGGAGGAUAAGAAAUAUUGUAACAUUCCAUCACUUUUUUUUCUUCAUCGUACUACAUUUACAUACAUAAAUGAAUUCUACGCUUAAAAGUGAUAAAGCUGUAAAUUUAAAUGACUUUUUCAAGUUGUAAUUAAUUUUAAUUUAUUAAAUUAAAUAAAUAGAUAACAAAAAAACAAUUAUAUUGUUGUAUCUAAUUUUCUAUUAUUCACUGUUCUUGUAUAUAUUUUUUACACGAAAAAAAUACACAUGCGACAUAUUUGUCUAUUUUUGUUUGUGUAAAAAAUGAAAUAAACGUAAUUAUACCUUUAAGAUA